Molecule: messenger RNA, 740 nt
Organism: Biomphalaria glabrata
Lineage: Eukaryota; Metazoa; Mollusca; Gastropoda; Planorbidae
Product: acidic phospholipase A2 2-like
Exons: 5
Coding region: 147-677 (176 amino acids)
Biological process (GO): phospholipid metabolic process; arachidonate secretion; lipid catabolic process
Molecular function (GO): calcium ion binding; A2-type glycerophospholipase activity
Source: RefSeq, a predicted model, not a curated record
AAAACCUAUAAAAAUUAAUAUUCUGAUAGGCUAACAGUAACAGUUCCUUCCCUUGUUCAGAUGUGUCCAGUGACAAGGCUCUUUGACUACUUUGAUCACUACCACGUCUGGUGUAGCAGAGGGCAUUGUAGCUGUUACUACUAAUCAUGGACAUGCUGUUAACGCUACUCUGUCUUAUUAGCUAUCAGACAACUGUCAUUACAGGGAUGACCUUUCACCAGCGGUCUAACUCAGCCCCAAUAGAAAACAUCAUGGAAAUAGACUCAGAGACGCCCACAAAUUUGACAGAUAUCAGCCAUCUUCAACACCACGUACACAAGCGUAGUGCAGUUUUAUUGUGCUACCAGAUGGACCAAACGCUUGGGCCGACCUGCCUCAGCUACCUUGGCUACGGUUGCUUCUGCGGGUUGGGUGGUCACGGUACACCAGUGGAUGAAGUGGACAAAUGUUGUCAGACUCAUGAUCAGUGCUACGGUAGGGCUCCUUGCACAUUUCACUGGUACACCAUCUUCGUCCACUACCAUGUCUCGUGUAGCGAUGGCCGUUGUCAAUGUUACAAGCCGGACGAGGGCGCAUGCGCCCACAGUGUCUGUGAAUGUGAUCGCCAGUUUGCUGAGUGUCUCCGGAGCAAGUCUUUGAGUCCAAACUACAGACAAUACGACAGAAGUAAAUGUUAAAAUGUUAUGAUACAUUCAUUCCAUUGGUUUUUCUAAUAUUUUUAAAAACAUUAAACAGCGUUA